This is a messenger RNA of Lolium perenne, 639 nucleotides long. RefSeq lists its product as uncharacterized. Gene Ontology annotation, molecular function: 3'-5' exonuclease activity; nucleic acid binding. Lineage: Eukaryota; Viridiplantae; Streptophyta; Magnoliopsida; Poales; Poaceae. Gene Ontology annotation, cellular component: nucleus; cytoplasm. The record is from RefSeq and is a predicted model, not a curated record.
AUGGAUUUCAAGGUCACCGUAACUACAAGGGCUGCAACAAUGGAGAAGUGGAUCUACCGCGUAUCCAAAGAUUUCCUUUGCGACGCCAGCGCAAAGAUCGUUGGUCUUGAUUGCGAGUUCACUGACAAAGUGAAAGGAAUCAAGCAGAAACUUCUUCCAGAGGAUAAACGGCAACGUGCAGCAGUUUUGCAGCUAUGUGUUGCCAAUGACAUCAUUCUUUUUCAGAUAUUUCAGGCAACAAAGGUUCCAUGUUUGUUAAAGAAAUUCUUGAGCUCGGAGAAGAUCUGGUUCUUUGGUGCAGCAAUUGAUAUGGAUCGCAGGAUGUUGAUGCCUUACGGAUUAAACAUCAAGUGUGCGUUCGACUUGCAGAAGAUGAUCAAUAUUCAUAAAUUAGAUCCUGGUGUUAAGAAUAAAAGAAUACCAUCACUCUAUGACCUGUCAAAUGCUGUGUUGGGGACAAAUUUGGAAAAGAAAGGUGAUUCUUGCAAGAAAAUAAGAGAGGAAGGAUGGGCAAGACCCGAAUUAAGCUUUGAUCAGGUCAAAUAUGCAGCCUUGGAUGCACGGCUAAGCUUUGAAAUUCCUAGAAAAAAAUGGGCAAUCAAGGGAUACGAUAUUACUGGAUAUAUGUACAAUGUAUGA